Messenger RNA from Chanos chanos (milkfish), 2871 nucleotides. It is a transcript of the gene ccdc146, whose product is annotated as coiled-coil domain containing 146. NCBI's taxonomy places the organism in Eukaryota, Metazoa, Chordata, Actinopteri, Gonorynchiformes, Chanidae. Bases 1 to 2871 code for a protein of 956 amino acids. The record is from RefSeq and is a predicted model, not a curated record. Gene Ontology annotation, cellular component: cytoskeleton. The transcript is spliced from 18 exons.
AUGAGCCAAACUAGAGAAGGGAGCAGUUCACUGAGUGAGGAGGACUAUGAAUAUGAUGAGGAAGAAGAGGCAUGGGGCACAGUGGAAGAGCCCAUCUCAGCCUUAGCUCCAGAGACAUGUCUGCAGGAGGAACUCCCCUCUCAGGUCUCAGCCCAUCCAGCCCUGCAGUGCUUAGAUGAGAUGUUCUCUCUCGGUAAAAUCAGUAGGACUAGACUGGUGAAGCUAAAGUCCAGUUUCAGCUUGCUGCAUGACACACUGAGAUGUUCACAGGAGUCAGAGAUCCGACUCCUGCAGAAGGCAAAGGGUUUCCGGGCAGAGCUGGAAAGGCAGCAGCAGGAGCUGGAGAGUGUCGAACAGUUCCCUGAGGGGCCUGACACUGAGGUCACUCAGCUGAGACAGAAACUCCUCAAGCUCAACAAUGACCUGCGAGAGGCUGAGGACAGGGAUUACCAAAUGCAGCAGCAGCUUGAGUGUCUGCAGGAGGAAAAGACUGCUCUUGAGAAAGAGUAUAAGAGUCAGCCCAACCCCGAUGAGCUGGAGUGGAGGUUGGAGGCUCUGAAGAGGAGCUGUGAGGAGAUCAAGGAGGAUAUUGCUCAGAGGCAUCUAGAGAUCAAGAAUCUCAACAAAGACAUGGAGGACCAACAGCAACAGAUACAGAGUGAACAGCAAGAGCUGGAAAGGAACAAGGAGAUGAUUACGCACAAGGAGGCGGAGUUGGCUCAACUCCUCUCCAUGCCUACACAACUAGGGAAAGAAACUGAGAAGAUUCAACGAAGAAAGCUGGAGGUAGAGAAGCGUAAAGCAUUGCUGGAUGAGCAGCUGAAGGACCUAUCAGAGCAGAGGAAGUUGACAGAGGAGCAGUGCCGAGUCGUCGAUGCGGAGCGCAGGGAGGAGAUGAGGGAGCUGGAGGGACGCAGGGCUCUCCUAGAAACAGCAGAGAGAGAACACAGUAUGCUGCUGAGGGAACUGGAGAUGACCAAGGAGAAAGAGGCCGUGCUGAUGAGUCAGAGAAGCUUUUUGGACAUUAAUCUUGGCCACUUCACUGUGGAAAGGAAGGCUGUUCAUGAGAAUCUGACCAGAAAGGCCCGGGAGAAGGACCGAGAGCUACGCAAUGUACAGAGAAUGGAGCAGCAGCUGAAGUUAGCCAAGGUCGGCCUGGGACACACUGAGUUUCUGUACAAUGAAACAAAAGCUCAGAGAGAUGCGAUGCCCAAAGAUGAUGGCUUACUAGAGAGGAGGAAUGACCUCCAAAAGGAAAUUGAGAACCUACAACGAAACUUCAUUCAACAGCAGUCGUUGGUAGAGCUGAAGGAACAGGUGGAGCAAUGUAUGAAACAGGAGCAGGCUUUGGUGAGGGAGUCUUACCGCUGUAGAGAAGAGCUCCAUGACCUCAGCUGUCUGACUCUUAUCAAAGCAGAGGAGAGAGCACAGAAAGGUCGUGAGCUUCUCAAGGCUAAGAUGAGAUACAACCAUAACACAGAAGAAUUAAAGGUCAAAGCUUUAUUCAUUCAGGAGCAUAAGAAACAGAAUCAGGAUAUCAAGUCCAGGCUGAACACACUUGCCAAGAUGUAUGACGUCAAAAAGAGUGAGAGAAAUAAGUUUGUGAACCUCAUCCAGAUUAUCAACCAGAACGCAUCUGAGAAGAGGGAGAAACUCAAGUUCCUGGAAAAUAACAGAGAGAUCCUACGCACUGAUGCCAUCAACAAAGACAAGCUAUUGAAGAAGUUGCAGUUGAGGCAUGUCCAUAGUUACAAGUUGCGGAGCAGUCUGAAAAAAGACAUCUCUAAGGCCACCUUAGAACUUCAAGAAUUACGGCAGGAGCGCGAGGAGCAGAAGGUCAAACUUGGCAGACUGGCACGUGUCAUUGACUGCCAGGAGCAGACCAUGUUACAGAUACGCAAGAGCUACCGUGCUGCCCUGCAGAGUCACAAGAACCGGGUUGCCCAGCUACAAAAGAGCGAGGAUGAGAUCCAUAUCCUCAGUGAGAAGGUGAACAUGCAAGAGACACAGUACCACAAGAGAAAUUUGGAGAUCCAGAAGAUGGAGGCAGACAUCCACUAUUUAAAUAUGUUAAUUAGUGACGAGAACAGACAGAUUACCCUUUGCCGCAAAGAGCUACCCCGCAAGAGACUCCUGGAGGAAGAGAGCACUCUACUGCAAAUACAGGUGUCAGAGUGCAGGGACCAGCUGCUGUGCCUCAAUGAAGCUCUUCUGGAGCAAGCCCAAAAGAUCAAAGACACCAAGGGGAAAGAGCCAUCCACUGAAGACCUUAUCAAGAAGAUUGAACAGCUGGAGGAGCGUCUGGUGGAUAAAGAGGCUCAGCUGCUGGAGAAGGAACUGGUGUAUGAGCAGGUGAACCAACAGUGUCAACACAUCUGCACCAAGGCCGAAAAUGGCAAACGGGACACUUGCAAACUGGCCAAGAAGGUAAACAAGAUGCAGAGCCGUAUCAAAGCCUCCACCAGGAGUAUGAUGGCCGUGGUAUCUGAGCUGUCCAUGUGGCAGGCGGAGACCAUGGCUCUGCAACAGGAGCUAAGGGAGAAGGAGCUGCAAGUGGAGGUGUGUCAGCAACGGCUGGAGCAAGGCCUGCCACCGUCUGAGCAGAUAGAGGAGGAGUGGCAGCGGUACCUCAGAGACCGCAGACAGACCAGUGCUGAGGAGAACCUCAGGCUCGCUGAGGAAGAGAAGUGGAGUCAGCUGCCCAGCGGUGUGUACACCACAGCAGAGCCUCGGCCCAACUGCUACAAAUCCACUGGAGACAGGCUGGACAUAGCCAAGCCUUAUGGUGCCCAGGCACCCUUUAAACCUUCUGAACCGGGCUCCAACAUGCGCCACUUCCGCAAGCCCCAGAUCAAACCCAUCGAGAUCUAG